CAUUCAGUGACUUCGGCUGAGCGGGCCUGGCGGCCGCUCAAUCAGUCGUAUAACCGAAGCAGGUCGUGUGUUAUCGCUCUGCGGUCACACGUUUUCACCGCAGUCAAACACAAUUUUACGAACGACUGCGUACGACGUGUCCUUCAAUGUAAAACCCUUGGAAAUAUGAUACGGUCGCGAAAGUCAGCCUCAGGGCAUCACAAAACAAAGGACGACGAUGGCAAGGCGACCAAAUCACGUCAGACUGGGGAAGUGUCUUCGUCCGACGUUGGAUGGGUGGGACCGAUCACCAUGCGCAAAAAAGCAAAACCGGAACUGGAGAAUGUUAGGUACCGUGACAUUUCCCUGCGAAUAUCCGUACAAGAGGUGAAAAACCUGCCCUUUAAAGGCCGAUAUUUUUGUGAGCUUUGUCUGGAUCGCACACUGUAUGCAAGGACGACUAGCAAACAGUCGAAUGGUACAGUGUUUUGGGGUGAGAAGUUUGAGCUCAAUAACCUUCCAGAAAUAUCGAUUAUUACCAUUAAUCUAUAUCGCCAUGGGUCUGUUUCGUCAAAAGAGAAGCGCCAAAGAUACAAAGAUCAAAAUCAAUUUGUAGCCUUCGUCACCAUACCACUGGCGGACUUACCCCCAACCGGAGCCAAUCAGCAAUGGCUUACGAUGCAGUCGACAACCGUUAAUCCCAACCUGACCCACCCAUCUGCGGCGGAUCGUUGGGGCCACACGGGUACCUCUCGCGAUUGUGAAUCUCGAAAUAUUGGAUCACCGAGUGGAGUGCGUUUCCGCAAACGAUCAAUGCCCGUCACGUGCUUUCGCCAUUCCACUUCGACAGCUGCCUUCGGAGUCUUGGGUGGAUUGAUGCGUGCACCGGACACUGGUGAAACUACCGAUGGGAGCUACAAAAAGCGAUCAUGGACAAGUGGAACAGCGGAAACUACAGCGUCCCAUCGUGGUACUGCUUCCGGUCCCAAAAGCGCUUCCGAGGCGACAACCACAUCCCCUAAUUAUGAUCCAAACCGACUCACCUUUUCAUUGUCUGAGUGUUCACCGCCACAGAUCCGAAUUAGUGUGCAGUAUGAGUCGGUCGAUGUGCUGCCGCUGAACUACUACGCUGAACUUCGUGAGUUUCUCAGAUCGCACUCCGCCCUCUUGGUACGAACACUGGAGCCUAUUCUGUCGGCGAAGCAGAAAGAAGAACUGGCUAGCUGCCUUGUGAAUAUACACGAGAAACUACCCCAUUUCAGUGUUGCGACAUUUCUGGCUCAGCUACUCGAAGAAGACAUCAGGCAAAAUGCGGAUGGAGCCAUGUUACUUCGCUCAAAUUCCACCGCCUCUAAGGCAGUCGAGUGUUACAUCAAGCUCGUUGGCUCAGAGUAUUUGCAAAGAGUGUUGAAAAGCUUCAUUGAUCAGCUAUUGGCUUCAACCGAAGAUUUUGAAAUCGAUCCGUCACGUUUGAAGGCAAUCGAUUCCAGUGCAUCUUCCGGGAAGAACGACUUCUCCGCCCAGAUGGGGAAAAACUGCUUCUCUCUGCUAAAACACCUGACGAUCAUCUGGAGGAGGAUCGUCGAAACCAGUGGCAGUUUACCAAUGUAAGC
This is a messenger RNA of Dicrocoelium dendriticum, 1592 nucleotides long. The record is from the annotation of a GenBank genome assembly. Lineage: Eukaryota; Metazoa; Platyhelminthes; Trematoda; Plagiorchiida; Dicrocoeliidae.